Messenger RNA from Trichoderma atroviride IMI 206040, 1431 nucleotides. The record is from RefSeq and is a predicted model, not a curated record. Lineage: Eukaryota; Fungi; Ascomycota; Sordariomycetes; Hypocreales; Hypocreaceae.
AGGGCCUUUUUGUGUGCUCAAGUGUGGACUGUUAUAUUACAUAGGUAGGAAGAAGAUUGGGCUGAAUAUCGAUUGCACUUGUGGAAAUUAUAGCUGCAGGACUUGCUGCUUAUAAAGCACUUGUGCGCAGGCUAUUUAUUGGUCAACAACUAUCAAAAUCAGAGAGUGUUUGUGAACCAAUUCAACCCCAUUGAUAGCUGAGGCCUUGACCUCUCCAAAUCGUCGACGUUGCUAUCACAUCCAGAGUCCACAAGGCAGCCAAGGUACAGAUAUAGAUAGAUAGGUUGGGUUGAUUAGGCAGUCGGGCCGGCAAAAACCUUUUCAUUCACAAAGGCCAACUCUAUCACGCUGGGCAAUCUCACUCAAGGGUCGCUAUUAACCUGAAAAUGGCAACUGGAAAGUAUGAUAUUCCUUUGCUUCCUGCGCGAUAGUAGCCAAGCAAUUGCUGAUUAUGCAUUACCAAGAAGAACGUAUGAUGACUACACUAUAGGAUGGGUAGCCACUAUACCUUCUGGGGUAGCCGCAUUUCGGGCGUUGCUGGACGAAGAACACGAGUCGCUUCCACCACAAGAUGAUCUGGACGACAACAGCUAUGUUCUUGGCCGGAUGGGGGGCCGUAAUGUUGUUUUGGCAUAUCCCGGAGAGUCCAAGAGUACCCUUGCUGCCGAAAUUGUAUCCAAUAUGGCCUAUUCCUUUCCCAAAAUUCAGCUGAGAUUGAUUGUGGGAGUAGGCGGUGGUGCUCCGCAGCCAGAACCCGAUCCGAAGAAGGACAUUCGACUUGGCGAUGUUGUUGUUGGCUUUCCCAAUGGGGAAAACAAUUGCGUGGUGCAGUGGGAGAAGAGCACGGGGGAAGAGGGCAGUUUUGUGGUGACAUGUCAUCUUAAUGGGCCUCCUCCAGUAUUCAUCGAGGCAAUUGAAGAGCUGAAAUCAGUCCAUGCGGCUGAAAAUGGCACCAUGCAGCGAUACAUUGAUGAAGCCAUCCAGUCAAAUUCCCCCGGCAUGGAAACCUUCAAGUAUCCGGGGCUCGAGAAGGAUCGAUUGUUCCGAUCAGGCUACAUACACAAGGCCGUGAAGCCAAAGAGUGCGGACGGUUGUGCGGCAUGUGAUAGGGAGAAAAUCAUUGAGCGAACAACAAGGGAACCAUCGCAUGUCAUGGUUCAUUACGGCCAGAUCGCCUCUAGCAACAAAGCGAUGAAGGCUUCUAAGAAGCGGGAUUCUCUUAGAAAAGAGUGGGGGGUUCUCUGUUUCGAGAUGGAGGCGGCCGGUCUCACGAAUGACUUGCCGUUUCUUCUCAUCAGGGGCAUUUGUGACUAUUCAGACAGUCACAAGAAUAAUGAAUGGCGGCCCUUUGCCUCUCUCACGGCCGCCGCAUACUCCAAGGAUCUCUUGAUGGUGCUUCCGUCGCAGGAGGACGGGGCUAUGCCGCCCGCA